AUGGCCGGUGGUGGCGCGUUAAAUAAGUUGUUUCCCGGCUACAAGGAUAAGAUUUGGAACAGACUUCCAGUACGGGUACGACAUCACCUCAUAAAUUCCUGGAACAGUAAACUGGUAUCGUCAGCCUACUCGGAAAGUGUGUUGACGAACUCGAAGAUCAAGAGCUUCAACAAGUUCGUGCUGGACCCCCUGAAGCCCUCGUACGCCUACAGGUCCCCCGCUAUCGAUUAUAAGAAGCAGCGUGCACGCGGGACGCUCGUCGAGGGAGUGGACUACUACCUGCCCACGCUGAGGGUGCAGCAGAGGCUCGCGAACUUCUUCGAGCCGUACACGGACGAGGAGAACUACCACAGGAGCAAGUACCGAUACCAGAGCCUGAAGGUGUACAUUUUGGCUGCGCUGGGAGUCACUGCGGUGCACGCCUACCUCCAGAGGAGGCCCGUGGCCUGGUGCUCGAACCUGGAGCCGCCAAAGCCGCCAGUCUUCCCCUUCUGGUUCAAAAACGCAUUCCACGCGCACGACGUCGGCAGUCUGAGGAGGGGGUUCGAGGUCUUCAGGCAGGUCUGCGCAACCUGCCACUCGCUCCAGUUCAUUAAGUUCCGCCACCUGGUCGGGGAGAUAUACCCGCUUGAAAAGGUCAAGGAGAUAGCGGCAGAAUACGAGAUAGAGGACGGGCCGAACGACCAGGGCGAGAUGUACACGAGGGAAAGGACGCUGAACGACCCCUUUCCGGCGCCGUACCCGAACAUUCAGGCGGCUAGGUUCGCCAACAACGGGGCAGUGCCGCCGGAUCUCACCCAGAUGGCCAGCGCGCGCAGAGAGGGGCCGGACUACAUUUUUUCGCUGCUCACCGGGUACUCGGAGCCGCCGUACGGCUUCGAGCUCAGGCCCGGCCUGUACUUCAACAAUUACUUCCACGGAGGCUCCAUUUCAAUGGCGCCCCCGCUCGAGGAUGGAAUGCUCGAGUUCGAGGACGGCACGCCAGCCACGGUCUCGCAGAUGGCCAAGGACGUGGCCUCAUUCAUCGUCUGGACCAGCGACCCGCUGCACGACGAAAGGAAGAACGUGUCGCUCAAGAUAGUGGCGGGUUGCGCACUAGGAGCUAUCGCAAUGACACUAUUUCACCGUUUCCUUCACACCCAGAUCAUAACCACCAGAUGGGACUUUAAGUCAAUGAAAAAAUUCAAGUAA
Messenger RNA from Theileria orientalis strain Shintoku, 1191 nucleotides. Its product is annotated as cytochrome C1 precursor. Lineage: Eukaryota; Apicomplexa; Aconoidasida; Piroplasmida; Theileriidae. The transcript is spliced from 2 exons. Gene Ontology annotation, biological process: mitochondrial electron transport, ubiquinol to cytochrome c. The record is from RefSeq and is a predicted model, not a curated record. Gene Ontology annotation, molecular function: electron transfer activity; heme binding. The coding region runs from base 1 to 1191 and encodes 396 amino acids.